UACAUGUUCUCUUCAACCUCCAUAAUAUCACCAUUUUCAUCUCUGAAGCUUCCUCGAAGAAACAAAGAAGAAAAUAAUUGCUACGCUUUUACUAAUAAGCUAUUAGUUCAAUGGAUCCAUGUCCAUUUGUUCGUUUAAUAAUCGAAUCAUUAGCUCUAAAACUUCCAUUAACAGCAACUAAAUCAGCUUCUCAUGGAAUCCAUCCAUCUUCAACUCCCUGUUAUGCAAAACUUAAGCUCAAAAAUUUCCCUACCCAAACCACAAUUCUCCCUCUUUCCCCAAAUUCCUACACCCAAUCCCCGCCGGAAUCUGCCGCAAUCGCAACCGGAUUUCAUCUCGACGCCGCCGCACUCCGUCGUUUAUCCGCGAAACCCGUAACCCUAACUGUCUCUGUUUUCACCGGUCGAAUGGGGGGCCGCUCGUGUGGAGUUACGUCGGGGAAAUUGAUGGGUUCUGUUCAGGUGAGUGUGGAUUUGAGUGGGACGCAUUCGAAGGGGAGGGUGUUUCAGAAUGGGUGGAUGAAAUUGGGGGCGACGGCGAUGACGGAGAAGGAUAAACCGGUGGCGAUGUUGCAUAUAGCGGUUCGAGCUGAACCGGAUCCGCGGUUUGUUUUUCAGUUUGGUGGUGAACCGGAGUGUAGCCCGGUGGUUUUUCAGAUUCAGGGGAAUAUUAGACAACCGGUUUUUAGCUGCAAGUUUAGUGCUGAUCGGAAUAAUCGCUCACGAUCUCUACCAACUGAUUUCAACUUAAACAACAGAGGAUGGAUGAGAACAUUUUCUGGAGAAAGGGACAGAACAGGAAGAGAAAGAAAAGGAUGGAUGAUAAUAAUCUAUGAUCUUUCAGGCUCAGCUGUUGCUGCUGCCUCAAUGAUCACACCAUUUGUCCCCUCUCCUGGUUCCGAUCGUGUCUCACGAUCAAAUGCCGGAGCAUGGCUCAUCCUCCGGCCUAAUGGCGCUUGUGUUAGCAGCUGGAAACACUGGGGUCGACUCCAGGCGUGGAGAGAAAGAGGGCCAGUUGAUGGUCUCGGUUACAAAUUCGAGCUUGUUACUGAUACUGGCCUUACUAGUACCAUUCCAAUAGCUGAAGGCACAAUGAGCAUGAAAAAAGGUGGUCAAUUUUGCAUUGACAAUACAGUGAAAGACACUGCAUUGAGCACGAAUUCUCCGAUAAGAGGAUUCGUGAUGGUGUCAAAUGUAGAAGGCGAAGGCAAGAUUAGUACACCGAUGGUUCAAGUCGGGGUGCAACAUGUCACUUGUAUGGCUGAUGCUGCCCUAUUUAUCGCACUUUCGGCUGCCAUUGAUCUAAGUAUGGAUGCUUGUAGGCUUUUCUCUCAAAAACUCAGGAAGGAACUUUGCCAUGAUGAUCAAGAAUCAUACUUCUAAAUCCGACACGGGUGCAACAACAUUUUCACAGAGGUCAAAGACAUACAAUUUUUUCAUUCAUAUGCAGUGAUGACCAAAAUGUGAACUCUGGUUUGAGCAUGAAAGA
Messenger RNA from Solanum verrucosum, 1488 nucleotides. RefSeq lists its product as uncharacterized. The transcript has 2 exons. The coding region runs from base 111 to 1382 and encodes 423 amino acids. The record is from RefSeq and is a predicted model, not a curated record. NCBI's taxonomy places the organism in Eukaryota, Viridiplantae, Streptophyta, Magnoliopsida, Solanales, Solanaceae.